UACGUAAUGAUCAUAGAACAUGCAACUCAAUGAUAUAAUUAACUUAAUUAAUAUACUGAGCAGUCUAAAUUGGCGAUGCCACUGUUGUUGAAUCACAAAUAAUUUACUCUAGGAAAAGCUAAGAAGCACAACGAGUUAACUUUCUCCCCGAAGCAUUUAACAAUAAAAACGUUUCCCCUAUUAAAAACUACAGUGAUUUACUGUUACGGAAGCCAAUACUGUCCCGGUUAUCUGUCAGGCUUGGCCAAUCGUAAUUCAGCAGAGGGUACUCAUCGCAGGGGUGCAAAAGCGCCGCCCAAUGAAAAGUGAAGAACGGGAAAAACGUCGUCCAAUGAACAGAGAGCGUGAGAAAAAAGUUGGCAAAAUAUAGGAAAAUAAAGGGAUUUCGCGAAGAAAGAAAGAAAGAAAGAAAGAAAGAAAGAAAGAAAGAAAGAAAGAAAGAAAAUUUAUGUACUGGCCCUGCUCUUUGCUUCCUUGACUUCGUGAGCUUUUGGUCCCCGGACAGCUAACUGUAACUUGACCCGCUGGGAUCCCCGCAUUGUCGCAGCAUUUGUAUGCUAGGGUCCCACAGAUGGGCGCAGCACCGGGCUGGGAAGACGGAGAGCUGGAAUUCAAAUUGGUAUUUGAAGAAGAUCCGCCGGCCGUUCCAGGGUCGGGCGCUGGCAAUAGCAAUUGUGAGUCCGGGACAGAGAAGCGAAUAUCCGCGGACGAGACGCAUAGCCCAGAUGGCGACACCGAUGAAUGUCCCUCUCCAUCCUUUCAGGAGAUUUCACCUUCUACAAACCAGCCAAUGAGAACCCUACAUGCAAAAAUGGGAGGUAUGAACUGUGCAGCUAACCGUGCAGGGAUGCACUCACCUCCACCACGACCAGCUCUGGACAAGAACUUCAUCGGGACGUACGAAAGCCAGCCAGCAAGGUUUAUACAGCUAGGGGGCUCUCGAAUUCUGGAAUGUCCCAGCAUCCAAAUCACCACAAUAUCACCUGAAAACCAUUAUUCUGAGGAAAACGAACCAUACUCAGGCUGGGAGAGAAUGUCAAGAGAUCAUCUUUACCUUCCUCUUGAUCCAUUUGCAUAUCGAGAUGCUGGAUCCUUAAGCCCUAGUCCUGCCAGCAGCUUGUCAUCACGUAGCUGGAUUUCUGAAGCCUCCAGCUGUGAAUCUCUGCAACUACUAUGUGAUGAAGAUGAACUGAAUGAAGCUACAUCAAGGUUUUCGUUGGGAUCACCUAUUGCCUCACCCAGGCCUAGCUCUCCACGGCUGCUUUCUUACCUUCUCCCCACCUCCCCGAGUUCGAGGCCCACAUCUCCUGGAGGCAAACGUAGAUAUUCUAGCUACUCUGAAGGUUACUCCCCACUUCCUUCACCCUCAAUUUCAAGGAGAGGAAGUUUCUCUGAGGACCCCUUAUCUCCUGAUUCCCUAUCGGACUCGUCAACAGCCCCAGACUAUGGGUUUCCAAGAAUAUCUGGUGGAGUAGAAUCAGAUAAUAUACCACAAAAAACUAGGAAGACAUCCAUAGAUCAGUCUGCUAGGAAAGAAGAACCUGUCAUCUUUAACAGUAAUGGAUAUCAGCCCAUUGGACCAGCUGAUGAUGGAUUUCUCCAUAUCCGGAAAGAAAACAAUCAGAAUCACCACUCUGGGAUGGAUUACUUAUCUGUUCCGUCACCUCUUGUGUGGUCCAAGGCCAGGAUCAGUGGUCAUAGUCCAGUGUUUCGGAGUUCGGCGCUACCUCCGCUGGACUGGCCGUUGCCUUCACAAUUUGACCAGUAUGAACUGAGAAUUGAAGUCCAGCCUCGAUCCCAUCAUCGCGCCCAUUAUGAGACUGAGGGAAGUCGAGGGGCCGUUAAGGCAUCUCCUGGUGGGCACCCCAUUGUUAAGCUUUCAGGAUACAAUGAGAAGCCACUCUCCCUCCAGAUGUUCAUUGGCACAGCAGAUGAACGUAGCCUGCGCCCGCACGCCUUCUACCAAGUACAUCGCAUCACAGGCAAAAUGGUGGGCACUGCCAGUCAGGAAAUGGUUCUGGCAGGUACCAAGGUUCUGGAGAUACCACUGCACCCAGAAAAUGGCAUGGCAGCUAACAUCGACUGUGCUGGGAUUCUGAAGCUCCGCAACUCUGACAUAGAGCUACGCAAGGGUGAAACUGAUAUCGGUCGCAAGAACACAAGGGUGAAGCUCGUGUUCAGGGUCCACAUCCCCCAAGGAGGCGGAAAAGUGGUGUCUGUGCAGACUGCCUCCAUUCCCAUUGAGUGCUCUCAGCGCUCGGCCCAGGAGCUGCCAGUUGUGGAGUCCGGCAGCAUUACUUCCUGUUCGGUGGAAGGAGGAGAAGAGCUUGUGCUAACUGGUGCCAACUUCCUUCCGGAAUCAAAGAUCAUCUUUCUGGAGAAGGGGCCAGAUGGAAAGCUUCAAUGGGAGGAGGAAGCCGUGGUAAAUCGAGAGAAAAGCAGUGAGUCUAAGCUGUACGUUCAGAUCCCUGCUUAUUGUGACAGGAAUGCCAGGCGCCCAAUCCAGGUCUGCUUCUAUGUCUUCAAUGGAAAAAGAAAGAGAAGCCCAACCCAGUGCUUCAGAUAUCUUCCAGCAGUGUUUAAAGGAGAGACUUCACAAGAGAUCUCAAUGACAGGACUCCUGCACUCCCCUGUUCCAGAUUUUAAUGGCACCAGAGGAACACCACCUGUCCGACUGUUGGAUCCUGGAGGAUUUUUGAGCCAAAUACCCCCAUAUCCAUCCAAUUUCCAUAGCUUUCCAACAUCUUACAGAGGGCAGGAUGAUCAGCAAACCCAGGCUAGUUACCCUCUGACAAAUUUGGGGCAUUCACCUACACCGAUGGGAAACUUUUCCACAAAGAAGUGGCAGGAUUCAGGUGAUGCAUAUGCAGAAGGAACAGAACCAACAACAUUUGAGUCUCUGCCUGUUCCUUCCGGCUUUGAAACAGAUUCUGGGAUAGGUUUAAAUGAUUUACUGCUGCCUCAUUUGCAAAAACCAUCACCUUCUCCUACAUUUACAUGGUUAGACACACAUUACUCUUCCUCAUCACCAUCUCGAACCUCAUCAGAUCAUUUUAUCCAAGACUCAACAGCUUCUCAUGGCUCCCAACCAAUGCCAAAGUCUUACAGUGAUUCUUCAUUUCAACUAAACACAUCCAAAGAAGUAUAUGAAUCUGGGAACCAUACCUAUUCUGUAAGUGAACCAGAGCAGCCAAUGGACGAAGGGUCUCUGUAUCACACAAAUUCAAUCAAUCCUGUCCAUUUUUUGCACUCCUUAACAGAUUAUGCACCGAAACCUCAAGAUGUUUCAUCCAUCCAUCCUCUUCAUUCCCAAUCUAACCAAGAAGGACAUCUCCCUUCUUAUUCUCCAACAUCUUAUAACUACACCAACUCAGGAAUGAGGCUAGAAAUAGAUAAUUCUCCUUCUUCAUCAAACACAAAUACAGAAACACAAAUUGCUCCAAAUUCUACUCGGUCUUCAUUUCCAGAAAAAUUAGAGCCGGGCCAUUUUCUAUCCAAGGGUGCAUCGGCUAUUAGUGUCUGCAAUAGCAUGAAUCUGGACUCCAGUGCACCACACGAGGGCAUUGACCUCCCAGAAGAAGACCUGAAGACAGAUAUGGAAGGCUACCAUCUUCCUUUCCAAAACAUUCCAAUGCAAGGCAUAACUCUGGAGGAAGUCAAUGAAUUCAUAGGGGAAAACCUCAACUCAUUUCCUGAGACAAGCCUUGAAUCAAGAGAACUCUAAGCUACCUUAUUUAGCUACAUUUCUGGCAGCUUUUUCGUGAACAUUUGAACUAAAGAGGUGUGAACAGUAAUUAUUAACAAGUGUUAUCCUGCAAUAUUCCAUGUCUAACAAACAACGCAUUUUUCCUUGGCCAAUACAUCAGACUCUUAGUGGAAUCUUUCUUGCUAUCAGUUGCACAAGGUUCUCAGGAAUAGCUUUCAAAAUAUUUUGUUUUACCAUGUGACAAGUGAUGGAUUGGCACCCCAUCCAAAUUGGCUAUUUCCUUGUACCCAUGUUGGUGAGAAGAAUCUGAAUGGAAUUAAGUGGGUUAGACAAUGGAUGGAUGGAUAGAUUGUUUUUAUAGUAUAACCUAAGAUCUACUGGUAUGUCUUUAGUAGAAAGAAAAGUCAUCGUAGCAGAACUGACCUCUUACUAUUGGAUAUGUCUACAUAAUGAGUUUGAAUUCUGACCUGGUCUCCAUCUGUGUCAAUUUACACAUUUUUCUCUCCUGUAGCCUAAAGAUUUGCUGGUUAGGCUAAUUGGCGACUCCUAAUUGAUUGUUCUAGUGACUGUGCAUUGCAAUGGAUUGCCACUGGGUCUAAUGCUGCAAAUGAUCUAAAGUUAAACCCUACUUAUGUCCUGAUCUUAAGUCUGCACAUGCACGAUACAAUUGAUAUAUGCACAACUGAGACAAUUUGACCAUAAAACAAUUCUUGUAUUUUUUUAAUAUAUUUUUAACAAAUCUAAAAUUUUCUGAACAAAAAUAGCACUUUUUACAAACAAAAAAUAAAAGGGACAUUAUGCUUAAACAAUAUAAUGCACUUGUGAGACCACAUCUGGAGUACUUUGUACAGAUCUGGUCACCAUACUACAAGAAAGACAUAACAGCACUUGAAGCUGUGCAGAGGAGAACAAUUAGAUAUGCCCUGAACUUAAAAACAUGUCCUACUCGGACAGACUCGAAGACACUUAAACUGGUUUACUGUCAAGCAAAGGAGGCUAAAUCCUAAUCCAGGUUUUCAAACUUCUUAAAGGCAUUGACAAAGUAGAACCUUGCCAAAUUCUUUGAACUUUUCAGUGAAUACCAUUUGCAAGGACUCCAGCAAAAAUCAAGGGGAAGUGCAUUUAAGACAGAGCCAAGAAGCACUUCUUUAUUCGGAGUUAUGGGAAUCUGGAACAAACUACUAACACAUGUGUUUGAAGCAAAAACCUUGACAUUCUUUAAGUACUAUCUAGAUGAGAUACUGGGACAGCUUAGCUACUAGCUAAACAAAGAAGCCCAAUGGACUGAACAGAGAAAUGAAUAAUAAUUUAGCUUAACACGGUUCAGAAUUCCAGAGUACACAGGCUCCAGCCAUAAUUCUGUUCCAAUAAUCCAUUUUCCAAUUUGGUUAUCCAGUUGAACCAUUUCUUGAUGCUCUUGUAAUAAAAGCCUCACAUGCAAUUUCUCAAAAGAGAAUAGUGGCAUUCAGAAGCAGAGGUGUAAUUUACAUGAAAGCCAGCAUUAGCCAGACAUGCAAUUAUAAGGUCUGCAUGUAUGUUAUGCUUACAGUUGCCACAAGAGAGCCAUAUAUCAGGUUCACUCUAAAGUUCAACUUUAACUUCAAGUUAAUUGGCAUGUGCACACUAUACUAUCAAAUUCUUGCUUGCAUGUGUACCAAAAAGGAUUAUCUGAACUGCUACAUUUAAAGGUAAAAUGGCACUUAAAUGACACCCCAAGUACUACCAAUACCAAUAUCAAUAACCAGGAAGCUCUAAAGCUGGUUUGCUCCCCAUUAGAAAUCACUGCAGCACUCAAGGUCUUGUAAAACUGAAUCAAAAGCCUAUACUUUGAAUAGUCACUUUUGGAAAACUAGUAACAUCCUAUUAUUUUGAAUAUUUAUGUAUUUUAUAUCACUGUGUGUUAUAUACUCACUCACACAUACACACACACACACACAUUCAUAUACAAAAGUUCUCCACAUGUUUUAAAAUUGGACAGCGCAUAUUCCAGGCAGUAAGUAACCCAUAACAAAUUUUGUCAUUUUCAUCAACAAAAAAUAGCUAACAUAUAGAAACCAUGCAUGAAAAACUAAACACACCAUUAAUGCUUCCAUCACUUGAAAAUGUUAUUUGAGCCAUGUGCUAUUAAUUAUGAGACCCUGAUUAUUUGAUGAUCAAGGAGUGUUAACACCUCAAUAUAAAAACAGAACUUUGGCCAAAAUGCAAAACAAAUAAAGACACAGGAGCAUUUGAAGCUGUGCAGAGCCAAGUGCCUCCCCAGGACCUAAGGACAUGUACUAUUAUGAAUGGCUCAGAGAAUUAAAUCCAUUUAGUUUGAGUAGAAGUAACUGAUUGGGAACAUAUUCCAGGUCUUCAAAAUUCUCAAAGGGGUCAAUACAAUAAAGCAGAUCAAGCCACAUUCUUUUGACAAAAUAGUUAAUCAUUUAUAAGAAGGGCCCUUAAGACUAAAACCAGGAAGCAGUUUUUUUACUUAAAGAGAUGUACAUCUGGAACAAACCACCAAGUCAUUCAGCUGAAGUGGAAACCUUGUCAAACUUUAAAGAGCAUCUAAGAUGAGAUACUGGAACAGCUUAGCUAUUAGCUGAACAAUUUAGCUCGAUGGACUGAGAGGUCUCCUUUGAAUUGUCAAAUUUCUUAUGGCAGUUCAGUCUGCAACAUUCAGGUUUGGUGGAACUCCAUGCUAAGGAGAAAGACAUUGGCAGAUGUCUCAGUGAAGAAACUGUUAACAUUCAAUAGUCUGAGAGAAGUUAAAAAAAACUAGCAAACCAAGUCUUAAUUCUAUACUAAAAUGGUGUAUUAUGGCUUGCAAAUCAAGAACAAUCAAGAAAGCGGACAAUAUUCCUAGGAAUAAAGUUUGAAAAAAUUCACUCCAAGGAUCAGACAGCAUGAUAUUUUGAAACUGGAAAGAACCAAAAAGCCACUGUCAACAUGGAAAAGUUACAAUUUAUGACUUUACCAUUAGAAAACGUAUAGCUGUCAUAGCCAAAAAAAAGCAGCAAAAACUCUUACUCCACAUCAGAAUUAGCCAUAAGAUUUUGGAAUAAUGUCUUCUGGCCAGACAGAGGUAAAGCAGAGUUUCUUGGUUACCAUGAAGUUCACUGUGUUUGGCAAAAAAAAAGAAAGAAAAAAUGUGAAAAGGUAAUGAUAUGGAGUUGUUUUGUAGAGCCCCAGGGCCUGGGCACCCUAAUAUGAACUCCUUUUUAAAAUCUGAUUAUCGAGCUCAUCUGUCUGAUAACCAAAGCUUGGCCAGAAUCAUACUAUGGGACAGGACAAUAAUAGUGACCAUACCAGCAAAUCCACAACUGAAUAGCAGAAAAGGAAAACAAUUAGUUUUGGAAAGGUGAAGUCAAAGAGUAGGCCUCAACUUCAUUCAAAUGCUGUGGUGGAACCUUCAGAGAACUGUGCAUAAAUGAAUACCCUCAAAUGUUAAAGAAGUUGAAGAAGAAUUGAAAGGAGAAGUAGCACAAAAUUCUUCUAAUACAAUGCAAGAGUCAGAGAAACCCACACAGCAAACAAGUCAAUUGCUGAUAAAAUCAGUUCUACAAGGUACUAAACUGAGGCUUUACCUGCUUUUUCACACAAGCCUUCUGUAAUGUAACACUGGAUAGGACUCCAGUCUUUAUCAUGGUACCACCACAUCUUACAUGGCUAAUUUGGGAUAUUUGGUCAACCAAAGCUGCAUGUUUCAGGGAGGAAAAACAGAGGGUCCAGAGAAAAAUAAAUCAAUACAGACAGUAACAAGAUAAAAGGUGCAGCAUUCAACUUAAGACCACUAGUAAUAAUAAUAUGUAAUCACAAAUUCAAAUCUGCAGUGUGUUGUCUGUCACCUGAGGUUAGCUUUAUCAAAUUUGAGUACUAGUUCAGAAAGAAAUUUCUCUAAGUCACAUAAAGCUUCACAUUUUUUAACUUAUACCUACAAAUUUAUCCCAUUAUUACUUUAGAUAGCAGAAAUAAAUUACUAUCGUCCAUGUGAUUCCACAUACUGUAUGUUUCAUUAUAUUUUAGUUGGGGGGAUUAACAUUUGACAUACAUAUCCCCCAAUGUGUCCGUGUUCUAACUUGAAUAAGCCAGUGUAUGUUCACAGCUAAACUGGAGUCCUAGAAGGUUUGUCAGUUCAUUGCUAGACACAUUCAACUAUGCUUAUUUCAUGUACACCUUACCCGAGCCAACCCCGUUGUUUAAAUCAAGUCACACCAGCUUCAUGUGCUUUAUAAAAUAGUCAGUUUACCAUAUGCCACAUGCAAUCUUCAAGCAUUUUUGUUUAUUUUGUUAAACCUGCUUUGUCAAAUCCUUCAAUUUUCUCUCCCUCUUCCUUUCAUGUUAUAUAUGGUUCAUUCAUAAUACAGUACUUUUCUUAGAAAGACUGUGGUUUUAGCCUGCUUUUUACUGCCAAAGCAACCAAAUUUUCCACUUUAACAUUAUAUUUGUGCCUAGUGGCAUGAGAGCAUUCCCAUUUCUUGCAUGAUAAAACUGACUUGUUGACAUUUACCGAGGUCAUUUAAUGAGUAUUAGAUGAACUGUUGAAAGCAAAUGUGCAAAAAAUGUCAACAGGGUGGCUUUGUUUAUGAUUUACAUGUGAAUCAUAAGGAAAGCACAUUUACUUGUAACAUUUUAAAAUGUAGGUUGGUUUUGGCUGUAUUUGAUUUUAUCUUUUUUCCUAUUUUUCUAAGGAGAUCAAUUUACACAUUGUAAAUUUGCUGUUGACAGAAUAUGCGGAACAGUCAUAUGCAAAAACAUGUUUUCAAAAUCUGUUUAUGCUUUCAAGUCUGAGUAUUUAAGUAAUCUGUAAAAUAUAAAGAGGUCCUGAUUUUUGUAGUGCUUGGACAAAGUUGAAUUUUAUUAUAUUCAGGUUAAACUAAACAGUUCAUAAAAAAUAAAUAAAAAAUAAGUCUAGUAAAGCAUGAAGCAUUUUCAGGGUCUAAAUCCAUUUAUUUUAUUUUUAAAUUAUUAUUGUAAAAGGCUGGAAAAAAGUCUUUAGCAUACUUUUGAAACAUUGUUUGAAUUUAAAAAUGAAAUAUAAAUCUAAUUUUGAAUAAUAUAUCUAAAAAUUCAAAAUGACUCAUCAUUGAUUGGCCAGACAAAAAACUUGAAGGAUGUUUGGCUAUAGGUGGAUUAAGUUUUAAAACAAUUGACUUAAUGCAUACAGUUUGGACACUACUAAUACCAUUGACCAGCAUUAAAUUCAUAUUCUGGUUCAUGUUGUCUUUCUCCUAUAAGCAAAAACACUAAAGGGUUUAUUAACUACAGACUGAUCACAUCAAACAUAAACAUAUCUCUUUUUUCUUUUUUUAGUUGGGCUAUUGACAUUUGUCACAACACAAUUUUAAUUUACACUUGUUCUCAGUAAAACAAGCAAACAUAACACAUUCAAUAGUUUCACACAUUUCACAAAAAGCACAUCAACAUAAAGAGUCAUUGUCUAACCUGCUUAGUCCUGAACAGGUUCACAAGGGGUGCUGGACCCUAGCCCAGCUAGCAUUUGGAGGCAAGGCAGAAGCAAAACAUGGACAGGGCGACAUGACAAACAAAUAUACACCCCAACCACACACUAGGGCCAUUUGAUUACCACCAACUCAUCUAACCUGCAAGUCUUUGGAAUGUGAAAGGAAACCAGAGCACCCAGAGGAAACUCACACAGACACAGGGAGAACAUGCAACCUCCACACACAGAGGACCUGGAUGUGAACCCCAAUCUACAUACUGUGAGGCGGCAGCACUACCACUGCACCAGCGUGCCACCCAAAAUGCAAUAAAAUGACUCCGCAUUCCUCAUUAUUGCUUAUCAGGCAGGUUCCACAGUCACAUGUGACAGCUAAGUUUUGUGAAAGUCCAAAACCAAGUGACAUUGAAUAUCACCUACCAAAGCUACCCAACUGGUAGGACAAAUGGCACAGACAGCCAAAUCAACACUGCCCCUCAGUAGUCACUGAAUAGCAUAACUAAUCUAGACAUUUCUAGAAACACAUGAAUACCCAAAGGAGCAUUUGUCUUCAUCAAUUUCAUAUCAUGUUGUGUGUCUAUCUCUCACCUCUCUCCAGAGGUCUACAACAAGCUUUUUAUUAGAUGAAAUUAAGACCCAAACUGUAUUAUAUGUAGAGAUUCCUAAUUAGGUCAAGACACAUGGAAGUCUGAUUUUCUAUAACAACAGAUUUUAUUGUACUGUAUUUGAUUUUUCAUUGUGAAAAAUCACCUUUUCCUUUUGCAAAUAUAUGCUAACACAGCUCCUGAUUAAAGUCCAUAAGUGACGUUUAUUUGUGAACUGGCCCGUAUCAUGGAUAUUAGAACCCUGUCAACAUAGACUAAGCAUUCAUAGUUGGUAUAGGUUGCUUAUAAAGACCAGAAACCAAAUUAGCUGCCAAAGAUCACAACUACUGGAUCCCUGAAUCUUUGGAAAUAAGUUAAAAAAAAGAAAAUAGUUAUCAAAAAAGCAAAUGUUAAAAAUUGUAUGGGCAAUAAUGAAAAUGCACUGUACUCUAAGCUUAAAAUAUUAUAAUAUUUCUCAAAAAAGAAUACCUUUGCAUAAAGUUAGGAUUAUUUCUGUCUCAACGCUGUAUUCCAGUAGACAUACUCAGGCAACUGAUUUUUAUUCUGUGGUUCUAACUUCUUCUUCUUCUUCUUCUUCUUUCAGCUGCUCCCAUUAGGGGUUGUCACAGCUUCAUUGUCUUUAUCUUC
Polypterus senegalus (gray bichir) is the source of this 10378-nucleotide messenger RNA. RefSeq names its product nuclear factor of activated T cells 4 (gene nfatc4). Gene Ontology annotation, biological process: calcineurin-NFAT signaling cascade; cytokine production; regulation of transcription by RNA polymerase II. Gene Ontology annotation, cellular component: transcription regulator complex. Bases 572 to 3724 code for a protein of 1050 amino acids. The transcript is spliced from 10 exons. Gene Ontology annotation, molecular function: DNA-binding transcription factor activity, RNA polymerase II-specific; transcription factor binding; RNA polymerase II cis-regulatory region sequence-specific DNA binding. Lineage: Eukaryota; Metazoa; Chordata; Cladistia; Polypteriformes; Polypteridae. The record is from RefSeq and is a predicted model, not a curated record.